Molecule: messenger RNA, 1818 nt
Organism: Electrophorus electricus (electric eel)
Lineage: Eukaryota; Metazoa; Chordata; Actinopteri; Gymnotiformes; Gymnotidae
Product: tubulin alpha chain
Biological process (GO): microtubule-based process
Cellular component (GO): microtubule
Molecular function (GO): GTP binding; structural constituent of cytoskeleton
Source: RefSeq, a predicted model, not a curated record
ACUUGUAUGACAGGCUCACCUAAAUCAGGCAGGCAAGAGAACAGUCCAUACAAACGGGUUUAACCCCUUUGUUGCCAUCAACAAAGUUCGUUUCCACGACAUCAUCAGGGCCUAUAUAUACCAAUAUACAGACAGCUAAACACAAGAUUUCUCCUCCGAACUCCUGACAGCGGUCUGAGAAAAGAACUAAAAUGUAGAAGAUCAGGAGCCAUUGAUUCAGACAUCUGGAAAAUUACAAUAGCGUGAGUGCAUCUCAGUCCAUGUUGGCCAAGCAGGUGUGCAGAUGGGCAAUGCAUGCUGGGAGCUAUACUGUCUGGAGCAUGGAAUCCAGCCAGAUGGCCAGAUGCCUAGUGACAAAACCAUUGGUGGAGGAGACGACUCUUUUAAUACCUUUUUCAGUGAGACUGGAGCUGGAAAACAUGUACCGAGAGCUGUUUUUGUAGACCUAGAGCCCACCGUCAUCGAUGAGGUCCGCACAGGUACCUACCGCCAGCUCUUCCACCCAGAGCAGCUGAUCACAGGGAAGGAAGAUGCUGCGAACAACUACGCCCGUGGCCAUUACACCAUCGGCAAAGAGAUCAUUGACCUGGUGCUGGACAGGACCCGCAAACUGGCUGAUCAGUGUACUGGGCUUCAGGGUUUCCUGAUCUUCCACAGCUUUGGUGGAGGUACAGGAUCUGGCUUCACUUCCCUGCUGAUGGAACGCCUGUCUGUUGAUUAUGGCAAGAAGUCAAAAUUGGAGUUUGCCAUUUAUCCUGCUCCUCAGGUCUCAACAGCCGUGGUGGAACCCUACAAUUCCAUCCUGACCACACACACCACUCUGGAGCACUCAGACUGUGCCUUCAUGGUGGACAACGAAGCCAUCUAUGAUAUCUGUCGUAGAAACCUUGAUAUUGAGCGUCCCACCUACACCAACCUCAACAGGCUCAUCGGUCAGAUCGUCUCUUCCAUCACAGCCUCCCUCCGCUUUGAUGGAGCCCUGAACGUCGAUCUGACUGAGUUUCAGACCAACCUGGUGCCCUACCCUCGCAUUCACUUCCCUCUGGCUACCUAUGCCCCUGUAAUAUCUGCAGAAAAAGCAUACCAUGAGCAACUCUCUGUUGCCGAGAUCACCAAUGCUUGUUUUGAGCCAGCUAAUCAGAUGGUGAAGUGUGACCCUCGUCAUGGCAAAUAUAUGGCCUGCUGUCUGCUAUACCGUGGUGAUGUUGUGCCCAAAGAUGUCAAUUCUGCCAUCGCUACCAUCAAGACCAAGCGUACCAUCCAGUUUGUGGACUGGUGUCCCACUGGCUUCAAGGUUGGAAUCAACUAUCAACCUCCCACUGUUGUUCCUGGGGGAGACCUGGCCAAGGUGCAAAGAGCAGUUUGCAUGCUGAGUAACACCACAGCCAUCGCUGAGGCCUGGGCUCGUCUGGACCACAAGUUUGACCUCAUGUACGCCAAGAGAGCCUUUGUGCAUUGGUAUGUUGGGGAAGGCAUGGAAGAGGGAGAGUUCUCAGAAGCCAGAGAAGACAUGGCUGCUCUGGAGAAAGAUUAUGAGGAGGUGGGCACAGACAGCAUUGGGGAUGAAGGGGAGGAAGGAGAAGAAUACUAAGACCAACAUGGCUCACUCUCCCAUCACUCUAGUUUGUGAAAGCUAUAAGCAUAUGAGGUGGGCACAGACAGCAUUUGGGAUGAACAGAUGGAAGGAGAAGAGUACUAAGACUAACAGCCCUAUUAUUUUUAAAUGUUUUUAAAACAAAGGCAUUGUACUGCAUUCUGUAUUAAAACAAAUUACACAUAUGCAGUAUUUUCAUUUGAAUAAAAUUUUUAGCAACAUUA